UGCAGGCCGACUAUACUGUUGCUGCUGUUGCUCUUGCUCUUUGUUGUCUUCGUUUUCGUCUCUGGAAUCCUUUUAUACCUGAACUCUAUGCCCUACAAGCAACAGCGUCCUAUUAUCGAGGGUAAGGAUCGAAAUUUCUCCAGUAAUAACGCGGAACCCUGCGAGAAGACGUAUUGUGUCCCGGGAGCGACGUGCGUCGUGUCGAAGAGCGGAAAACCUUUGUGUCAAUGCUCGACCGAUUGCCCUUCGACUUCUGAACCUGUCUGCGGCACCGACAACGUGACCUACACCAACUACUGCCACCUUACACAGACCAGCUGCCUCAAGAGAAAAAACACACGUAUACUCCACCAGGGCGCCUGUGAAAUCAAGGACCCCUGCACGAAACUCAAUUGCACUGUAGGCUCGCAAUGCGUACGAAGCAGGGACGGCACCGAGGCCUCUUGCGAAUGCUUGGAAUCCUGCCCGAAUUUAGGGGAUCAUGAGGGAUCGAGUCCUGUCUGCGGCACAGAUGGGAUCGACUAUCCGUCUCUCUGCGAGCUAAACAGAGCGGCUUGCGCGAAGGGUGCUAAUAUCACAGUGGUAUUCCAGGGGAAAUGCGAUCCCUGCAGCAACGUCGAGUGCGGAGAGCCGGAAAUCUGUCAGCUGGACGACUCGAGGCAACCAGGCUGUCGUUGCGGCGAGCAAUGCGGCCUUGAGUUCUCACCAGUUUGUGGAAGCGAUGGUAAAACAUACUCGAAUGAAUGCAGCCUCAGGCAGGAAGCUUGCAGAUCGAGAUUAUCGCUCAGGAAGGUCUACAACGGCGCCUGCAGCUCAGGAAUCAAUCCGUGCGAUGAGGCGAACUGCAGCCCAUUCGAGCAGUGCGUGAUUAAUCGUCAAGGAAUAGCGAGCUGCGAAUGUGGUCCAGAAUGCGAGCCAGUGAUGAGGCCAGUUUGCGCGCGAGGCGGCAACACAUACACGUCCCUGUGCAAGUUGAAGAGACAGGCGUGCUUGACGAAAACUAACAUCGAAGUCGCUUACACUGGAACUUGUGGAUCUAGAGGACCAUGCAGCGAGAAGAUUUGCCAGUGGGGCGCCAUUUGCGCGGAGACCGGCGGCACAGCGGUCUGUGAGUGUCCAACCUGUCCGGCCGAGUUUCAGCCUGUCUGCGGCGAUGACGGCAUCAGUUACGGGAACGAAUGUAAGCUGCGCCUCGAGGCUUGUCAACAUCGUCGAGAGAUCCGAGUGCUUUAUCAAGGACUGUGCAAUGGCUGCGAAAACAAGAAGUGCGACUUCUAUGCUCAGUGCGAGAGCGACAGCGGUGGGGAGGCUAAGUGCGUGUGUCCUGGAAAAUGCGAGAGUUCGGGAAAAGAACCCGCUGAUGCGGAAAAGGUAUGUGGUUCGGACGGAAAGACCUAUGACAACGAAUGUUCACUGAAGGCUGCGUCAUGUAAAUCACAGACCCAUAUCAAUGUCAGCUACAUAGGAGAUUGCGAACUUUGCGCGCGAGUCGAGUGCGAACACGGCGCUCACUGCAUGGCCGGCGUGUGCGUUUGUCCGGAAGAGUGCCCGGAGAGCACAGGAGAACCCGUGUGCGGCAGCGACGCUAAAACCUACCCCUCAGAGUGCGAGCUGCAGAAGGCGGCAUGCGGCAGGGAUCCUAAAUUGCCGGUCUUGCACGUGAUAUUUUACGGCGACUGCGGCGAGCGAUUUGCUGUAGCAGCAUUGACGACGAUGUCGACGCCUGCGGUGGUCCGCGUCGCCACCACUGCAGUUGACGUGACCAGCACCCAGGGCCGCGGGGACUGCAAGAACAUCAAGUGCGACUUCGAGGCCACCUGCGAGCUGGGCCCGGACAGCUAUCCCAGGUGCAGCUGCAAGUUCGACUGCGCCUCGAUCUCGCCGGAAAACAUGCGCCCGGUGUGCGGCAACGACCUGAGGACCUACUCGUCCCUCUGCGCCAUGAAAAUGGAGGCCUGCCAAAGGCAGCAGGAGCUAAGACCUAGACCCCUUGACCUAUGCCAAGGUAUGGAAGUGAAACCUUGUAACGGUGAUCCUCCGAUUGUGGACGCCGAUGGAAAAGAGUAUGACUGUGGAAAUGGACCAGAACGAAGAGAUUGCCCAAGUAACAGCUACUGCCAUCAAACCACACGACUCGCUCGAUGCUGCAGAAAAGCUCAAGAAACUCAAGUGGUUAAGUGUUCGGACUCCUGGCACGGAUGUUGUCCGGAUGGGAAAACUGCCGCACGCGGACCAAACGGUGCAGGUUGCCCAAGUUUGUGCAACUGCAACAGGUUGGGCAGCGUCUCGGACACUUGCAAUCCAGAGACCGGGCAAUGCGAGUGCAAACCAGGCGUGGGUGGCGAGAAAUGCAACAGAUGCAUGCCGGGUUACUGGGGGUUGCCCAAGAUAAGCGAGGGUCAUCAGGGAUGCAUACCUUGCGGCUGCUCGCUCUUCGGCUCUGCGAGAGAAGACUGCGAACAAAUGACAGGUCGCUGUGUCUGCAAAACGGACAUCCAGGGUCAAAAGUGCACAAUUUGUGCCGACUACAACAAGAUAUUAACACCGACUGGUUGCUAUUCAGCGGACACGAUACCACCGACACCGACGUCCUGCAACGAGCUGGAAUGUUAUUCCGGCGGCCAAUGCUCGGAGAUCGGUGGCCCGCACUGUGUCUGUCCGUCGUCCUGUCCAUCGGACAUACCGUCGGUCCCGGUUUGCGGUAGCGAUGGACAGACAUACGACAACGAAUGCGAACUAAGGCUCUACGCUUGUCGCCACCAGGCAGACGUGGUCACGCAGGCCUUCGGCCACUGCAAAGACGAUCCCAUGGUGAACACCGAUUUCCCGGUUAAGAGGUAUACAGCAGUCCAGUACACCCAGCCAGCGGCCGCCAUUUCUCCAUUAUCAAAAUCUACCAGGCAUCUGCUAGUACCAGAACCAGAUCCACGGUAUUAUUACACUCACCGGGCCCAUCAAGAAACCAUCACGAUCGACAGAGACAAUUUAAAACACGGUGUAGCGGCCGCGUACCGACCGACUCCGGCGACAAUCCGCGUGGUCACCCCUUUACUCGGCGAUCUCUGCACCGACGAUAAGGACUGCACCAUUCCCAACAGCGAGUGCUCCAAUGGCGGGUGCAUUUGUUCGGAAGGCUACGCAGAAACCAGCGACAGACAGGAAUGUUUUGCUAAUUACGCGCCGGUCACACCGACCGAAGAGUUCCGUGCCUGCCUGUCGUAUCCGUGUCACGCGACAUCGACCUGCAUCGACCUGCCCAGCACGACGUUCGUCUGUAUCUGCCGGCCGAAUUACACCGGGCUAUUAUGCGACGAGGAGAUUAACAAAAGGGAUUACGAAGUGCCAUCGUUCGACGGCAAGAGCUACGUAAGGAUGAGCCGGCUGAAAGCUUACCACAAGUUCAGCAUCGAGGUGGAGUUCAAGACUUACGCCGACAAUGGGAUUAUACUUUACAACCAACAGAAGAGCGACGGAACUGGGGAUUUCGUGUCGCUGGCCAUCGUCGACGGACACGUGCAGUUUCGAUACAAUUUGGGAAACGGUCCGGUGAUUCUAACUUCUCCUGAAAGGGUCACUAUGAAAACGUUCCAUCGUGUGGCAGCUAAGAGGUACCACAAGGACGGUGUCCUGAUUUUCAAUGACGGAGAGGACGUAGCCGGUCAGAGUCAAGGGAUGCUGAAGUCGUUGGACUUGAACCAGAACACGUAUAUCGGAAACAUGCCCACAAACUUCACCAAAGUAUACGACAACAUUGGAACAAACCAUGGGUUCCUCGGUUGUAUCCGAAAACUAAAAAUUAACAGAAACUUCGUAGAUCUUCAUGUGGGCCACGACAAGGACAUUCUAGAAACCUAUCGCGUAAAAGAAUGUGGGGAAAAUGCAUGCGCAAAUCUACCUUGCCAGAACGGUGCAACGUGCCAGCCGAUUUUCGAGGAAGACCUGUGCGACGGUCGUGAGUGCAGAAGAAUCGAGAAACGUGGGAAGAACAGAAAUAAGAACGGCGUGAACAUCGUUCGCUGUAAAGGAUCUCAUUGCACCGCGAUCGACCAACGAAGGUCGAAGAAAAACGUGAACAAACGUUGCACGUCGGCUAAAUGCGAUUACAAUUACGAGAUCGAUUACGAAACGAAUUACGAGCACGGGAAUUACGCUGUGGAGAAAUACGAUCCUCCAGAUUACAGAUGCAUUUGCCCGCCGCAGUUCACUGGCAGGAACUGCGAGGAAUCGCUGGAUCCUUGCAUCGGCGAGCCCUGCCAACAUGGCGCCACCUGCGACAUCCUUCCGCAAGGCGGCUACGUGUGCAAGUGUCCACCUGGACGGACGGGAGAACACUGCGAGAUUCUGGAUGCAGAACUAACGGAAUUGUUAAUACCCGAAAUGUCUGGGGACGGUUUCCUGGAGCUGCCGUGUCUAGACGGCGUGGCGAAAGCGUUCUCCAUCGAGUUGUGGUUCCUCACGCACGCAAGUGAUGGUUUACUUCUUUACAAUGGCCAACUGAACAACGGCCGGGGCGAUUUCAUUAGUCUGAACUUGAUCCACGGUAAAUUGGAGUUCAGAUUCAAUCUUGGCAGCGGCAUCGCCAAUAUCACUUCCCCGGACCCAGUUACCCUCGACACCUGGCAUUGCGUUCGAAUCAGCAGACUCGGCAGAGAAGGCGUUCUCCAAUUAGACGACGGAACGGUCGCCAGAGGAUUGUCCGGGAGUCCAUUAACGGAGCUGAAUUUGGAAAUGCCGCUUUACGUCGGCGGUGUUAAACACUGGCGAGAGGUUCAUCGGUUAGCAGGAGUCUGGACAGGAUUAGUAGGCGCAGUGCAAAGGCUGAUGGUGAACGGGAAAACGUACCAGAAUCUAGCAGUGAAUGUUACUCAACACAACACGGAGAUUUACGAUGGUGCGCCGUGUCCCAGUAACGAGAAUCCUUGUCACAACGGCGGAGUGUGUUUACCUCUUCUGAACAGCUAUCUGUGCAAGUGUGCUAGUGGUUACAAUGGCCUCCAUUGCGAAUUUUUCAUGGGCUACGAUGUAUCCACCGAACUAAUUGAAAGACCUGUCCGUUUCAAGGGCGACAAUUUCCUACAGUUCAGGCACCGCAAUGGAAGAAGUACUAACUCGACUAACACUACCCUCGGCGAGUACUUUGAGGAGUCCUACUCCGACUACGACUUGGAGGAGGACGUCGACUACGAGUACGACAGUUACGAUUACACGGAGCGUAGAGGACAGCAAUCGAACAGGUUCGAACUGAGACUACGUACAACGCAUUCGGAGGGUCUGAUCGCUUGGAUUGGAAGGGGAAAAGUUGAACAUCUUAUGCUGUCGUUGCACAAUGGUCAAGUGGUUCUUACGUACAAGAGCAAAUCCGAGCACGUGUCUUUGAGAAGCAGGGAACGAGUGGACGACGGCGUGUUCCAUCACAUCCGUGCGUCGAGGAGGCGGCGCGCGACGAUGAUACAGAUCGACGACUUUACCCCGAUCAAGAUGUCCACAGAAGCAACGCUCUUAACCACGAACGGCAAACUGUUCGUCGGCGGAAAGCCCGGCCACCGCGGCAUCAAAGGCUGCGUGUCCGACUUCGUGGUGGACAAACGACGGCUUCAGCUCGCCAGGCGGAAGAUUGAGCACUGUCACGACAACGACGUAUGAUAACGAACCCCGCUAACGACGAUCGUCAACGUGACGUCGCCCCUGCCCACGCUCGCCGACUGGACGGCGUCUUUGUCUUCGACGAGUUAGCACCAGCCUAAAAACACGAACGCUUAGAAGAACCCUUUGAGGACUCUCGCUUCUAAUUCGGAGGAAGCGGGACGUAUAGGAGAGAGGGAACGGGAGGAAGUUCAACGAAAGCGGGGAACAGUAGGAAAAGGGAAGCAAGAUGGCUGACGGCAACGGAACCGAAGACGAUGGGGGUGAACACGUGAUUCCUGCCAAAGUCGUACGAAGGGAACUCCGAAGUGAACGAUGAAUCGUGCCAUUUGGGGGAGGAUAUUUAUUUUCGUUCGAAUAAGUGUACAGACGGACGAAAGGGGAAGAAGAGAAUUACGAAGAGGAUUAAGCAGAACAAGAAGAGGAGGAACGUAUAAUAAUGGAGCAUCGCGUUAAAUGCUACGUUCUCAUCGAAGGACAAUAAUAUAUUUUUAAGGCGACGAGAUUAAUAUACAUAUGGAUAUAUAUGUAUGUAUGUAUGAAUUUAACGCGUAUACGUAUAAAAGGGUUGGGGAAAGGGGGAGGGUGUAUGGCACAAAGGGGAGCGUGGGGAAGCACAAAAUGAAGAACGACGGUGUGAAUGGAUGAAGGUAGCAGAGUUUGAACGGGGUUUAGGAAGACUUAUCGGUAAUCGUUAGUCGUUACUCUGUAAGUUAAUGAUAUAUCGAAGCACCUAUAAAUGUUUUACGAUGCCAAGACUGACUAAAAAGACGGGAGAGGAGGAGAGGACGCCGUGAGACGCGGCGCGGGCGGAUGGCGGGGAGGUACUAAAUAAAUAUCGAGGGGGUGAGAAAACAAAAUAAUAAUAAUAUUAAUAAUAAUAACAUUAAUAAUAACAAUAAUAAUAAUAAUGAUGAUAAAGUAAAAAAAAUAACGAAGCGAUAAAUCGGUGUUAUGUUUGAGUGUUUCCGGUAGAGAGAUUUAACGAUCGUGGAUUAACAGAAUAGAGGAAAUGUAUUUUAAAGGACUUGUUGAUUUAUGCCAGUAGAGAAGAAAAUGAAACGAAUAAAACGAAAAAAAAUAAUGAACCGUAUACAGGUACACGAACACACGCGUCUAUACGUACCACACGCAACAAUAUAUACGAGGAAACAGAUACACACUGUACAAUGUUGUUUCUAGGCAGACAAGGCUUUUUACAAAUGCG
Nomia melanderi (Alkali bee) is the source of this 6850-nucleotide messenger RNA. RefSeq names its product agrin. Gene Ontology annotation, molecular function: calcium ion binding; protein binding. The record is from RefSeq and is a predicted model, not a curated record. Gene Ontology annotation, cellular component: membrane; extracellular region. Gene Ontology annotation, biological process: multicellular organism development; regulation of BMP signaling pathway; cell differentiation. Lineage: Eukaryota; Metazoa; Arthropoda; Insecta; Hymenoptera; Halictidae.